AUGGCCCAACGCAAGUUUGUGAGGAAGCCACUCUCUAGCCGCGAUGCAUCCCGGCGACAAUCACAAAAAGGCCUUGAUCCUUCCACAACGCCUGCUGCGCCUGCGCCUGCGCCAGCGACAGCGACCGCAAACCCAACCAAGCCGCCUCAGGCCAGGCGUGCCUCGACCGUGAGGGUAUCGCGGAGGAAAAACCCUGCUCAGCCCGAGAAUGUGCCCGCCGCUGCCCAAUCGCCACCUAUGACAAACCCCGAGGUUGAUGAACCCGAGAUUAAAGAGCCAACUCCCACUUGGGCCGAAGAUAAUGCAGCGCCCCGCGACGCCCAAGAUGACAACCAGGCGCGGCCCAGCACAGCCGACAAAGACGUGGUUGCCACCCGCUCUCUCUGGUCCCCGCCUUUCAGCCCCGUCUCAAAGCCACCACAACGUGAACGUCAGGCAACCUUCACCCCGCGUCGUAACAUCCCACGCAAAGUCGCAUCACCCAAGCCGCGGGCCGAAGUUAGUAAUGCUACUACUAAUAACCACGACGGCGUCAAGGACACCACCAAGGACCACACCCAAUCAGAACAGCCCCAGGAGUUCAAGGCCAUCGUCAACCAUCGCAUCUCAGCUGCCUCACCUAACCUGUUCGAUCUGUGCAUCAGCUGGGAUGUUCCCCGCGGCUCCGAUGAGGAGGCGUUCACCUGGGAAGCUGAAGAAACAAUUCAGCAGGAUGCUCCAGCAGCGUUGUUUGAGUACUGGCGCAGUAUCGAAGGCGGCAGGGAGGCUCAAAUGCGUGACCAGGGACUGUGGCACGUCUUUGAUAUUAAAGACCAUCGCGUCAAACCGAAGUCGGGCGCGGUGGAGGUGUGUGUGACCUGGGUGGGAUCCGACGUCCCGAGCUGGGAGUCCGAGAGCAAGAUUUCAAAAAUUGCACCGCAGGAGUUGGAGGCGUAUUGGGCACGGAGGGGAGGUAAAGAAGCGAUUGGUGGCGCGAAGAAACGGCGAGGGGUGGGCUCAACGCCGCAGGCGAAAAGGGUGAAGGCGUAG
Molecule: messenger RNA, 1029 nt
Organism: Scedosporium apiospermum
Lineage: Eukaryota; Fungi; Ascomycota; Sordariomycetes; Microascales; Microascaceae
Exons: 2
Coding region: 1-1029 (342 amino acids)
Source: RefSeq, a predicted model, not a curated record